UGGGGCAGAGAGGGAGGGACCAAGCAGAGGAGAGGAGGCAGAAAAGGCUCCGAAGGGGAAGCGAGAGAGACGGAGCAGGAGAGGAGGACCCCCAUCGCUUUCGCUCUCUUUCAUUCGCUCCAUCACUCCAUCCCUUCUCUGCGGAAGCAAAACUCCGCACCGGAGGGCCCCGAUCCGCAGGAGAGGCGACGCAGCAGCGCCCUUGCUUUUUGCUCCGGAGGUUGCUCGCUUCCUCCGAGGGAGGCGAGAGGUCCCACCUGCGCGCAGCGCCUGCGUCUCCGCCUGCCGGCCGGUCUCCCACCACCGCCAGACAAACGCCCGCCCCAAAAUGCCCAACUUCUCCGGCAUCUGGAAGAUGAAGAGCUCGGAGAACUUCGAGGAGCUGCUGAAGGCUUACGGCGUCAAUGUCAUGCUCCGCAAGAUCGCUGUGGCUGCUGCCUCAAAGCCAGCCGUGGAGAUCAAGCAGGACGGGGAGUCCUUCUACAUCAAGACCUCGACCACCGUCCGCACCACUGAGAUCAGCUUCAAGAUUGGGGAAGAGUUCGAGGAGCAGACGGUGGACGGGAGACCCUGCAAGAGUUUGGCCAAGUGGGAAAGCAACAACAAGAUGGUCUGUGAGCAGCGGUUGCUGAAAGGCGACGGCCCCAAGACAGGCUGGUCCAGGGAGUUGACCAACGAUGGGGAGCUCAUUCUGACCAUGACAGCCGACGAUGUCGUCUGCACAAGGAUUUACGUCCGGGAGUGAGCGAGGCCUGCUUGUGGGGUGGCGGUUGGAUUUGGGGAGACAGGGGCAGUAGGGUCCAAUGGGCAGGGAUCUUCCACUCUGGGUCAUGGCAGCCCGCCCACCCCCCUGUGCCUGCCCUCCCCAUCACCCUCUCACUCUCUGCCCGUACUCAAAGGGCGCUACAUGCAGAAAGACAUAAGCAGAGCAGCUGGCUCUUCAUCACAUUCCCUCCGGCCUGGCAGGGGGCGGAUAAAGCAGGCUCUGUCCUUGUGAUGCCCCCUCCCGCCCCAUCAGAGCAGCCUUUUCCCCCUUCCUCCAUUCUUUUCUGGGGUCCAGCCACCCUUUUGUCUGCUAAGGGUCCAUGACCCCCCACCCCUUCCACCCUCGGGAUUGCAAACAGAGAAUCCCCUUGUUUCAGAGUCUGGUUGUGGGAUUUGGACUCAGACUGGAGGGAGGUGUGUGUGUACCAGAGUCCCCCUAGCACCGACCUCUCUUUUCCUCCCUCUUGUGGGCACAAGAUGGGAUAGGGUGGCCACAACCCAGUCUCCCUACCCCUGCACCUCCCAAGUAAAUCCCUGCAUUGCUGGGGGUUGGACUGGAUGACCCUCGGAGCCCCCUUCCAACUCUACUCAUUUUCCAAGGCUGCCAUUUUCCUGGGUCCCCUGACAUAACCCCUGCAUUCUGAGCCCCCUCUUGCUCAGCAUCUUGGGAAAGGAAACUAAAACCAAACAGGCUGUCCAGGUUUUCAUUUCAUUUCAAGCAGAGCACCUUGACGGCCAGCCCUGCCCCACUGGGCCACCGGAUCUCAGUUGGCGUAAAAGGUGUAAUUUAGCUGAGUUUCACCCACCAAACUGAGAUGCCUUCUUACCUCUGGACCUUCUGUGUUAAUUGCUAGGAUUAUUAAAAAGUAUUUAUUUGCUACCCUUGUACUAACAAAAGAAGAAGGAAAAGGAUAUAACCACUUCCUCCCUCCCCAAAAACGAACCCCACCACCACCACCACUUCCCUGUGUGAGCACUGGGUCUCUUGUUCAAAAGCCACCUCUUUGAUGUUUGUCUUCCUAAUAAAUGUAUCAUUAAAAAAGUGUCUACAUUUUUGUCUGCCUUGCCCUUUUUUCUUCCUCUUGAUUGUUUGCUUCCAAAGAUAUCCCCCCCCUCAAAAAAAAGGCCAUGCACAUAAACGGUUCAGUUGCACCCUCAAAAUCUAGGAAAGAGUCGGACCUCUGGGAUGUUUCACUCAGAAAGUGUUGGAAAAAGAGACCCUUGUUUUUGAAACAAAUCUGCUAGUGGCGUUUCUGAGCCCUGUAUGUUAUCCAGGGGCUACUAGCCAGGGUGUCUGUGUUCUGCCCACACUAUGGGAGGCAGUGAUGCUUCUGAAUCCCAGUUGCUGGGAAUCACAAACUGGGAGAGUGUUGCUGUUGCUGCUGGGAUCAGAGUCUGCUUGUGGUGUCUGGUUGCUCACUGUGAAAAGAGGAGGCUGGACCUGCUGGGCCCCCUUUGGCCUGAUCUAGCAGCAGCCAGGUUCUUCUGCUGCUCUUGGGGAGCCUCCAGGUC
Molecule: messenger RNA, 2277 nt
Organism: Zootoca vivipara (common lizard)
Lineage: Eukaryota; Metazoa; Chordata; Lepidosauria; Squamata; Lacertidae
Gene: CRABP2
Product: cellular retinoic acid binding protein 2
Molecular function (GO): lipid binding
Source: RefSeq, a predicted model, not a curated record